AUGGCUCCCGCCAUGCCUCAAACCCCGCACAAGGAUGAUCUCACCGAGACAUGGUCGUUCUUGGAAGCGGGGAUCGACAGUGUCAUGCUGAAGCUGGAAGAAGGCGUUGACAUGAAGACUUACAUGGCCCUCUACACUGCCGUCCACAACUUUUGCACGUCCCAGAAAGCUGUUGCUAACCAUCAAGGGUUGCAAGCACACCGAGGAGCACACUUGUUGGGUGAAGAGCUCUACAAGCUACUUGGUGAAUAUCUUUCUCGUCAUCUGAAAGCUGUCCUCAACGAGUCGAAAGGACACGCCGAAGAAGCACUUCUGGGAUUCUACAUCCGCGAGUGGACCCGUUUCACGACCGCCGCUAAAUACGUCAAUCAUCUCUUCAGUUAUCUGAACCGCCACUGGGUGAAGCGGGAAAUUGACGAGGGGAAAAAGAAUGUGUACGAUGUGUACACGUUGCAUCUGGUCAAGUGGAAGGACGACUUCUUUGAGAACGUCCACGAUAAGGUGAUGGAUGCUGUGCUCAACCUGAUUGAGAAGCAGCGGAACGGCGAGACCAUUGAGCAGUCUCAAAUCAAGAGCAUUGUCGACUCCUUCGUCUCGCUGGGCCUGGACGAAAAUGACAGCAAAAAGUCCACCCUUGAGGUCUACCGACGUUACUUCCAGCGUCCGUUUAUCGCCGCGACCCGAACGUACUACGAGAACGAAUCACGACAAUUUGUUGCCGAGAACAGUGUGGUAGAGUACAUGAAGAAAGCAGAGACUCGUCUGGACGAGGAAAAGGCUCGGGUGGGGCUCUAUCUUCACCCAGACGUCGCAAAGGAUCUCACGGACACGUGUUUGGACGUCUUGGUGACCGCGCACUCUACCCUUCUCCGUGAUGAAUUCCAGGUCUUGCUUGACAACGAGCGCCAAGAAGACCUUGCUCGGAUGUACCGACUACUUUCGCGGAUCAAGGAUGGUUUGGACCCCCUGCGCUCGACUUUCGAGAACCAUGUGAGGCGGGCUGGUCUUGCUGCAGUGGAAAAAGUUGCCAGUGACAGCGAAAACUUCGAGCCAAAGUUGUAUGUGGAUGCUCUGCUUCAAGUUCACACCCGGUAUCAAAACCUGGUGGACGACGCAUUCAACGGAGAUUCGGAGUUUGUUCGUUCUCUUGACAACGCUUGUCGCGAGUUCGUUAAUCGCAAUCGAAUUUGUCAAUCAACUUCGACUAAGUCUCCUGAGCUGUUGGCGCGCUACACCGACUCCCUCCUGAAGAAGGGAUCCAAGGCUGCCGAAGAAUCUGAGCUUGAGGACAUGCUUGUCCAGAUAAUGACGGUCUUUAAGUACAUUGAAGACAAGGACGUCUACCAGAAGUUCUAUUCAAAAAUGUUGGCAAAGCGUCUUGUGCACGUUAGCUCAGUAUCGGAUGAUGCAGAGACAAGCAUGAUCAGCAAGCUGAAGGAGGCUUGCGGUUUCGAAUACACCAACAAAUUGCAGCGCAUGUUCCAAGACAUCCAGAUUUCCAAGGAUUUGAAUGCAAGCUACAAGGAUUGGCAGGACAAGGUUCUCGAUGACGACGAUCGCAAGCGAUUGGUUGAUGCUCAUUAUCAAAUCCUGGGAACAGGCUUUUGGCCGCUCCAAGCGCCAACAUCUGACUUCAUAGCGCCCAUUGAGAUCAACCGUACAGCUGAGCGUUUCUCGAAGUUUUACUUCGACAAGCACAAUGGUCGAAAGCUGACUUGGCUGUGGCAGCUUUGCAAAGGUGAAGUGAAGGCCAAUUACAUCAAGAAUGCGAAAGUACCCUACACCUUCCAAGUCUCCACCUACCAGAUGGGUAUCCUGCUUCUUUUCAACGAGGCCGACACCAUUUCUUACAACGACAUUCAAGCUGCCACAAACUUGGUUCCUGAAAUUCUUGACCCCAAUUUGAGCAUCUUCCUUAAGGCUCGGGUGCUCACCAUCAGCCCUGAAGGCUCCAAGCCCGAUCCGUCCACGACCUUUUCCUUGAACUACAACUUCAAGAACAAGAAGAUUAAGGUCAACCUCAACAUUCAAAUCAAGUCAGAGCAGAAGGUCGAAGUCGAUGACACGCAUAAAACCAUCGAGGAGGACCGGAAGUUGCUGCUUCAGUCCGCUAUUGUCCGAAUUAUGAAGUCACGCAAGAAGAUGAGGCACGUCCAGCUCGUGAACGAAGUCAUUCAGCAGGUCAAGUCUCGCUUCCCGCCUCAAGUUCCCGACAUCAAGAAGAACAUUGAAGCGUUGAUGGAGAAAGAUUACAUCGAACGUCUCGAAGGGGAUGAAAUAUCUUACAUUGCCUGA
Penicillium oxalicum is the source of this 2295-nucleotide messenger RNA. It is a transcript of the gene culA, whose product is annotated as cullin culA. Gene Ontology annotation, molecular function: ubiquitin protein ligase binding. The record is from RefSeq and is a predicted model, not a curated record. Lineage: Eukaryota; Fungi; Ascomycota; Eurotiomycetes; Eurotiales; Aspergillaceae. Gene Ontology annotation, cellular component: SCF ubiquitin ligase complex. The transcript has 6 exons. The coding region runs from base 1 to 2295 and encodes 764 amino acids. Gene Ontology annotation, biological process: protein ubiquitination; SCF-dependent proteasomal ubiquitin-dependent protein catabolic process.